AUGGACAACGUAGAAGAACUUAUAGCAACCUUCCCGAUGUUUAUAGGAUUAGUGGUUGCCACCUUCCUCCUGAACACUGGUCGUGGCUUACAAGCCGUAAUGUUAGGCGAAGAAUGUUUAAAUUUUCUAAAAUCUAACGAGCUGAAAAAGAAGACCUGUUUCCAAUUUACCAUGGUAAUCAAUAAGUUAAUGUUCAAGGCGGCUUGCAUGGCUUCCAGUUACACAUCUGCAGAAAGAUAUGCAAAGGAACUUCUUGAUAUGUACCAUGCCUCUGGUGACACAAUUGAAAGAGGGAAAAUAACUUUAAUACUGGGAAAGAUAUAUCAGAGCCAAAAUGAGUUUGAAAAGGCAAAACAAUAUUAUCAGAAGGCAAUUGAUGUGACAGAAUGUACGGCUGACAAACAAACGAAAGCAAAAUGUUACUUUGCGAUGGGACAUUUAUCUUAUUCGCGUAGUGAAUAUCACAAAGCUAAGAAGUAUUUCGAGAACGCACUGGCAAUCACGGUGUCCUAUGGUGACAGAAUCAGGGAAGCUACCAUUUACGGAAACCUAGGUACAGUCGUUCAGUCACUUGGGGAAUACGACAAAGCUGAGAAAUAUUACAAGAAAGCACUCGAAAUCAGGAAAAAAACUGGCGACAGAAAGGGAGAAGCAGCUGACUACGGAAACUUAGGAACAUUGUUUCAUUCACUGGCUGAAUGCGAAAAGGCUAAAGAAUACACUGAGAAAGCACUUGCAAUCAGAAAGGAAAUUGGCGACAGAAAGGGAGAAGCAGCUGACUACGGAAACUUAGGAACAUUGUUUCAUUCACUGGGUGAAUACGAAAAGGCUAAAGAAUACACCGAGAAAGCACUUGCAAUCAGAAAGGAAAUUGGCGACAGAAAGGGAGAAGCAGCUGGCUACGGGAACUUAGGAACAAUGUUUCAGUCACUGGGUGAAUACGAAAAGGCUAAAGAAUACACCGAGAAAGCACUUCCAAUCAGAAAGGAAAUUGGCAACAGAGAGGGAGAAGCAGCUGACUACGGAAACUUAGGAACAUUGUUUCAUUCACUGGGUGAAUACCAAAAGGCUAAAGAAUACACCGAGAAAGCACUUGCAAUCAGAAAGGAAAUUGGCGACAGAAAGGGAGAAGCAGCUGGCUACGGAAACUUAGGAACAUUGUUUCAUUCACUGGCUGAAUACCAAAAGGCUAAAGAAUACACCGAGAAAGCACUUGCAAUCAGAAAGGAAAUUGGCGACAGAGAGGGAGAAGCAGCUGACUACGGAAACUUAGGAACAUUGUUUCACUCACUGGGUGAAUACGAAAAGGCUAAAGAAUACACCGAGAAAGCACUUGCAAUCAAAAUGGAAAUUGGCGACAGAAAGGGAGAAGCAGCUGGCUACGGAAACUUAGGAACAUUGUUUCAUUCACUGGGUGAAUACCAAAAGGCUAAAGAAUACACCGAGAAAGCACUUGCAAUCAGAAAGGAAAUUGGCGACAGAAAGGGAGAAGCAGCUGACUACGGAAACUUAGGAACAUUGUUUCAUUCACUGGCUGAAUACGAAAAGGCUAAAGAAUACACCGAGAAAGCACUUGCAAUCAAAAAGGAAAUUGGCAACAGAGAGGGAGAAGCAGCUGGCUACGGAAACUUAGGAACAUUGUUUCAGUCACUGGGUGAAUACGAAAAGGCUAAAGAAAACACCGAGAGAGCACUUGCAAUCAGAAAGGAAAUUGGCGACAGAGAGGGAGAAGCAGCUGACUACGGAAACUUAGGAACAUUGUUUCAUUCACUGGCUGAAUACGAAAAGGCUAAAGAAUACACCGAGAAAGCACUUGUAAUCAGAAAGGAAAUUGGCGACAGAGAGGGAGAAGCAGCUGACUACGGAAACUUAGGAACAUUGUUUCAUUCACUGGGUGAAUACGAAAAGGCUAAAGAAUACACCGAGAGAGCACUUGCAAUCAGAAAGGAAAUUGGCGACAGAAAGGGAGAAGCAGCUGACUACGGAAACUUAGGAACAUUGUUUCAUUCACUGGCUGAAUACGAAAAGGCUAAAGAAUACACCGAGAAAGCACUUGCAAUCAGAAAGGAAAUUGGCGACAGAGAGGGAGAAGCAGCUGACUACGGAAACCUAGGAGCAUUGUUUCAUUCGCUGGGUGAAUGCGAAAAGGCUAAAGAAUACACCGAGAAAGCACUUGGAAUCAGAAAGGAAAUUGGCGACAGACAGGGAGAAGCAGCUGACUACGGAAACUUAGGAUCAUUGUUUCAUUCACUGGGUGAACUUGACAAAGCUGAAGUACAUCUUAGCAAGGCUCUCUCAAUUUGCAAAGCCAUUGGACAUAAUAUGAAUGAGUUUAAAACUCUUUGUGGUCUAACGGUUUUGAAGUUGGCUCAGUCUAAUUUCCAAGAAGCGUUUUCGUAUCUUUUAGGAACUAUUGAAAAAUUCGAAAAACUGCGACACUUUGUAAAAGAUAAUGAUUACUUCAAAAUAUCUUUGUUGGAGAAGCAUGGUGCUUUUCCCUAUGAGAUACUCAGUGAAUUUCUUUUUGUUUCUGGGAAUCCUGAAGAUUCCCUUUACGUCGAAGAACUCAGACGGGCAAGAGCUCUAGCGGACUUGAUGACAGCUCAAUAUUCUGCUAAACAGCCCCAGUUUUCAGGUGAUCCGCAAUCGGCAUUGUUUUGCAUCCAUGAUAUCAUUAAAAGAGAAGCAAAUUGUACUUUUGUUUACCUUUCGGUUGAUGAUGAAGAUGUACGGAUUUGGGUUCUCAAAACAAGCGGACAGAUUCUUUUCCGGCGCAAAAAGGGAAAUGAUUCAGACAGUUUUGGAAAUGCCGACUCACUCCCAAAUCCGAAAGAGCUUUUUGCGGAGAGUUUCCGCCACUUUGCCAUCCCACCCACAGAGAAUUACGAAGAUCGCUCUUUAAAUGACGAACCUGUUCUAAAGUUAUCUGGCGAUGUUAAGCGAUCGCCUCCAUCUCACGAUGAAACUGAAUAUAUGAAAACAUGUCUGCGUUUGUUCCACAAAAUAAUUAUCGCUCCCGUGGCCGAUAUUUUGAAAGAGCCUGAAAUUAUCAUUGUCCCUGACAGCUGCAUGUAUCAAGUGCCAUUUGCAGCCUUGCUUGACGAGGGAGAAAGAUAUUUGUCUGAAAAAUUCAGGAUCCGCAUCGUUCCUUCCUUGACGGUCCUAAAGGUCAUUCAGGAUAGUCCUUCAAACUAUCACAGUAACACUGGGGCACUGAUAGUGGGUGAACCUGAAGUGAGAGAAGUGAUUUACAAGGGAAAUCAAAUGAUCCUUGAUCCAUUACCAGGUGCAAGAAAAGAAGCUGAAAUGAUUGGAAAAAUGCUUGGCGUCAUCCCAUUGUUAGGGAAAGAUGCAACAAAGGAGGCGGUUCUUGAACAGAUGAAGUCAGUUGCGUUGAUACAUUUUGCGGCUCACGGAAAUCCCGAUCGAGGAGAAAUAGCACUUUCCCCCGUCAGUACUACUAACAAUACUCCACAAGAAGAAGAAUACCUUUUGACGAUGGCUGACGUAUCAAAAGUUAAACUUCGAGCUAAACUGGUAGUUCUAAGCUGUUGUCACAGUGGGUGCGGAGAGAUUAAAGUCGAAGGAGUAAUUGGAAUCGCUCGAGCGUUCUUAGGAUCCGGUGCUCGGUCGGUGUUAGUGGCGCGGUGGGCCUUGGAAGACGAAUCAACGGAGCAGUUCAUGAAAUGUUUCUACGAACACUUGUUCCGUGGUGAGAGUGCCAGUGAAUCUCUUCACGAGGUCAGAAAGUGGAUGAGAGGUAACCCCAAGUAUUCUCAAGUGAAGAAAUGGGCUACGUUCAUGCUGAUUGGAGAUAAUGUGACAUUGAGGUAG
This is a messenger RNA of Pocillopora meandrina, 3834 nucleotides long. The record is from the annotation of a GenBank genome assembly. NCBI's taxonomy places the organism in Eukaryota, Metazoa, Cnidaria, Anthozoa, Scleractinia, Pocilloporidae.